Seminavis robusta is the source of this 1200-nucleotide messenger RNA. The record is from the annotation of a GenBank genome assembly. NCBI's taxonomy places the organism in Eukaryota, Bacillariophyta, Bacillariophyceae, Naviculales, Naviculaceae.
AUGGCAGCCUCUCGAGACCCCUUUGCCCUGCAUUGGUCGCUCUAUCCUCGUCAUUACGUAGCACCCAAACUGACCACUCCUCUGGUGAUUGAUGGAAACAUUGACAAGGAUCCGUGGAAACAAGUUCCUUUUUCCGAUUAUUUUGAUGAAAUCAGAGGAGCUACCGAUGCUCCACCGGGAACGCGUCCCGAUCAGGACGCACAAGGCACGCGCAUGAAGAUGCUCUGGGAUGAUGACUAUCUCUAUGUCGCUGCCAUGCUGCAGUCCAACUUUACCACCCAAGCCCAUUUUACCAAACGGAAUUCUCCCAUUUUUCAAAAGGAUUCCGAUUUUGAAGUCUUUAUCGAUGCCCCCGCCAAUUGUCACGAUUACAAGGAAUUGGAAGUCAAUGCCAUCAACACAGUAUGGAAUCUCUUGUUGGACAAACCCUACGAUGACGGUGGGAGUGAACACAGUGGUCGGAUUGCCCAACCAGGGGAUAAACAGUACUACGAAGUCCAACACCAAACCACCGCCACAAAAGUCAUUCACGGGAAACUCAAUGACGACAAGGAAGGUGCCACUUGGACGGUCGAAUGUGCUCUGGCAUUUUCCGAUCUCUUGGCCAAUACCACUACUAGCACCAACACAAAACCACCCAAAGUAGGUCACAAGUGGAGAAUCAACUUUUCCAGAGUCGAGCACGAGGGGGAUACCAAUUGGACCUGGCAAGCCCAACGCAUUUGGGAUCCAGUGGCCAAACAAGUCAAGGGAAAGGUGGCCAUGCAUUUGCCAGAUGCCUGGGGAUAUGUCGAAUUUGGAAAGCAACAACUAGUAGAGGAUGGUACUAGUCAACAAACACCACCACCAAUGGGCGACUUGAGAUUCGAUCAAUUGACAGACGAGCAACGAGAUGCCUCGUGGCCGGCUCGAUUGGCCGCCAUGAACAUUUACUAUGCCCAACGACGAUACGCCGAGCUCCACCAGGGACAGUAUGCUGCCACAGUGGCAGACUUGAAGGAACUGACAGACGAACGGAUUCUCAAGCCAUUCCAAUCCAACAAGAACGACAAAACUGGUCACGGUGGCAUUACCAUUACACUGGGUCACAAGUUGUACGUGGCCACUGUCACGGCACCGGACAAUUCGCUCAAGGCCACGGUCAAUCAUGAACGAUUGUUGACCGUCAAUUAUCAUUUGCAAGAAACAGCCACAGAUUGA